This is a messenger RNA of Corticium candelabrum, 2973 nucleotides long. RefSeq lists its product as uncharacterized. NCBI's taxonomy places the organism in Eukaryota, Metazoa, Porifera, Homoscleromorpha, Homosclerophorida, Plakinidae. The coding region runs from base 1929 to 2750 and encodes 273 amino acids. The transcript is spliced from 2 exons. The record is from RefSeq and is a predicted model, not a curated record.
GUCUGCUGUGAGCUUAGCCUAUCGGCUCGACUGUUUGCAAGAUGGCGUCGUUCUUGAUUGUCUGUCUCGCUGUAUCUCUAGCGUGUUGUCGAGUCGAUGGAAGCACUGGACAAAAGCAAACGUGCCGGAGCACGGCCCCCGACACGUACGGUAGAGACGGGUUUCUGUGUCCAGUUGACCUGCGAUGCAAGUCUGCUAGUCAACGUUGUCUCGGCCCAUCGAGUCGAGUGUGCGCGCGGAACGGAGAGAUGGAAGAAGGUUGUGGCUACGACACGUCACGUCAACAAUACAAGUAUUAUCUAGGCAAAUCUUCACUCUCGAGUUCAAGUUCGUCUAGUUCUAGCAGAACAAAACGAGGAUACACGCGAUGUUUGAAGUUGCUUGUAUAUAAAUUCUACCACAACUUCGUCGACUACCGUGGUUUCACCUUUGAAUUUGGACGCUACGGAGUGCAAGUACUGGACAAAAAUGAUCUAAACUAUAAGUAUCGCGCAGUUGCACUUGGUGGUAAGAAAGUAACCGGUUACACUUAACAAGGGCACCAGCGACUGUACUUACGAAGAACUGAAAACGUUCGUGCAAGACUAUUGGAACGGUGAGUACGAUCUUUGUGAUAACAAUUGCCAAGACUUUGCUCAAGGGCUUACCAAGAUACUGUCCAACAACUGUGCAAUGAUUCGAGCUAAUCGUCCGCAAGGAACAGAUGCAGUCCUUCCCGACAAUUUGGUCGCUUACUUUAGGCAAAUAACGGUGGGUAGCUGCUUUCAACGGCUUCAGUCUUCCAUCGUCGACAGCACUUCACCGGCCACGGUAUCGGCUGGAGCUGUGGCGACUGUGACCGGUCUUGUCUGGAUGUACAGUCUCGUUGCUGUCGUGACGACCAUAGUCGUGAGUCGUGGACUCUAGAACGGUUGUAUAUAUAAUACUAUUAUGUCUGCGUGUCGUACGAGCUAUCUGGACUGGCUGAAUGCUAGAAAGCUGCGUGCAUGAUUGUAUGCUGGGUGCAACGGGUUAGACCGCCCUAGUGUGCUGUUGCAAUUGCUGCCUAGUUGGAGCUGUUGUUUGUAGGUUUGUGUUUUCUAGAAAGUCUAAUCAAAGCAAACCGGCACACUGAAUUCGACGCAAUUUUACACUUACUUUGUCUAGACACACAUUUGCGACAUCUCGUGUCGUGAUCCGGUGACGCAGCUUUCCCAGGGGAAUAAUCAGACGAAGUUGGAAAAGGAAAGAGCCACCCUCCUGUAGUGCAAAAAUCAUAAUUUAUAGUUAAACUGAAAGAUCUACAUGUGUGUUUACUUCCUAAAAUGGAAUAGAUUUUGCAAGCGUUUCGUAGUGAAGGAAAUUGAAAGUUACUUUCACAUUGUCAUUUCCGGAAUGGGGCGGGUCAGUCCAUAACGAGCUUUUCGGCCCACGUAGAGAACUCGACGACGCGUUACGCCUUGUGCGCAUGCGCUCAGUGGUACGUCGAUAUGAUUAAUUAAGUAUGUGCUAAUGUCACAAGAGCGGAUGCCGCCAACUAUCCGGUAAGUGUUGCAAUGACGCAUGGAUGAUUACUAGAGACACGCGUAUAGUGUUGCUAUGUCAGCAACACAACACACCUCUAUACACUUACGUUAACGUCGUAUACUCUAGUUACUAUUAUUAGUGACAGUAAACGGUUAGUGACAAAACAAUUACAGUCUAACUGGUGUAGAAUUAGCCUAAUGAGCAAGAGAACAACUGGAUAGCAGCCACUUGGAUUGCAAACCAAUUGAUUUUUGUAUAGUUAUAUUGUUUGUUUAUCUAUUUAUCUAACUGACGUUGAACACAUUCCUUAGCUAAUUAGAAUUCUCAGCAAAAGAGCAAAAAGUUAAUAUCAAGUCUUUAUCAUUUCCAAAAACUUCCUACACUAGUCAAUUGAAACAGUCUGCUGUGAACGGCUCGACAAGAUGACGUCGUUCUUGAUUCUCUGUCUCGCUAUAUCUCUAGCGUGUUGUAGAGUCGAUGGAGGCAGUAGUGGACAAAAGCAAACGUGCCGCAGUACAGCUCCCAACACUUAUGGUAGAGACGAGUUUCUGUGUCCAAUUGACCAGCAAUGCAAGCCCGCCAAUCAACGCUGUCUCGGCCCAUCCAGUCAAGUGUGUGCGCAGAAUGGAAAGAUGGAAGAAGGUUGUAACUACGACGCGUCACGUCAACAAUACGAGUAUUAUAAAGGACAAGCUCCACUUUUAUCAAGUUCAAGUUCAAUAAGCAGAAGAAAACGAGAAUAUUUUAAGAAUCAUAAACCUUACCAUGUCUUCGUCGACUACCGUGGUUUCACCUUUGAAUUUGGAGGAUACAGAGCGCAAAUACUGGACAAAAACGAUCCGAAGUAUAAAUAUGGCCCACAUGGUACUGGUACAGUAAAUAAACGUGAGUACAUGGGCACCAGCGACUGUACCUAUGGAGAACUGCAAACGUUCGUACAAGACCGGAACAGAAAGUACGAUGUUUUCACUAACAAUUGCCAACACUUUGCUGCAGGGCUUAUCACUAUACUGUCCAACAAUUGCGCAAAGAUUCGAGCUUAUCGUCCGCAAAGAAAGAGAGACACAGCCAUCCCCGACGAUUUAGCUGCUUACUUUAGUCAAAUAACGACGGGUAACUGCUCUCUGUCUUCCAACGGCGACAGCAACUCACCAAAUGGAUCUGUGGCGACUGAGACCGGUCUUGUCUGGAUGUACAGUCUCGUUGCUAUUAUGACGACCUCAUUCGUGAGUCGUGGGCUUUAGAACGGUUGUGUUACCAUGUCUGCGUGUCGUACGAGCUAUCUGGACUGGCUGCAUGCUCUCAAUAGCUAGGUGAGUGCAUGCUUGCAUGCGUAUGCUGGAUGUAACGCCGGCCUAUAUUUUGUGCUGUGCUAUCGCUUGCAAUUGCUGCUUAUUUGGAACUGCUGUUUGCAAUUUAUGUUUUAUAAUUUGUAAGUGUUUUCAAAUUAAGGAAAUUGAAAGUUAC